GGGGCUGCCCAUGGGCACGGCGGGGCUGCCGCGCUCCGGGCCCCGCUGUGGGGCGGGCGCUUCGCUCCCGGCAUCGCCCCUGCGCCGUGCCUGCACCACGGUGCGUACCGCAGAGAGCCCAGGGCUCGGUCACUGAUAAACCCGAGCUGUUGGUGCCUGCCCCGAGCGAACACGUUCCACCCCUGGGUGCCGAAGGGCUUGACGCACGGAGCUGCCGGCGUGGCCUGGACCGCCAGACCCCUUCCGAAACCCGCCGGCAGCCUUUGCCAGGCAGGGCCGGUGUUUCCCGCUCCUCUGAGGCUGCGUAACGCGGGUCCAGCAUGGGAGAGGCACGGCCUGCCUUCAUCCUUGCUGCCUCCCGCAAGCUUCCCAGCCGCGGGAGGCGGGCAUGCACAGAUCUGGCACAGAAACCGACUUAAUAAGUAAAGGCAGUAGCAAGUCCAUAGGCAGCAUCACGGUGGCUUAAACGUAAAUCAGUGUUUAAUGAACACGUCCGGCUCAACCCGGUCCACCCGUUGUUCUGUAACGUGUUUGUGCCUCGUUCUGCUCCCACACCCCCACCCCGCGCUGCUCUCAAUGGGUGUAUUCUGGUUGGUGGGAGAACGGCUGGGAUCCCCACCGUGCCCUCCUCCCUCUUUCCUGCUUAGAAUUCCCACCCCACACCGCACUGGGGGGAUGGACGCAGGAGCAGGAGGUGCAGCCUCUUGGUGUGCUGCCCAGCCGGGGCUGCCCAGCCGGUUCCCUCCCUGCUCCAACACACCCAGACAGGUUGUUCCGGCAGCCUCGGGGAUGUUGGAAGAAACCUGCCAGGCCAGCAGCCCGUGCUGCAGCCGGCCGUGCUUUUCCCUAUGGAGCAGGGGGUGUCCAGGGUCAUCCCGUCACCGGCAGCACUGGGAGCGAGUGCCGGGGAAGCGGAUGAGGGGCCGAGCCUCCGGUGGUAGUUUCCAUCCACCCUCGCAGCCUCCGGUUUGUCACAGCUGUUGACACCGUUUCGGGUUUGGCAAGAGCUGGAGUGGAGGAUGCAGCAGCAACAGGAAUUGUGCUGGAAAAGAGGCAGAGGGAGGUUUAAAGCUGCUUCUUUACAUGAGUUGUUGCCCUAAAUCUGCCUCACACAGGGCAGCAGGAGAUGUAGGCAGAGGCAUGAGGCCCUUUCCCCACGUUCCUAGGGAUUGCGGCAGGGAUCCUCCCACUAGGUUGAUGGUUUUAGGUUACAGCUCCCACAGCUCGUGUUCCCCUUGUCUCUGCUCUGCCCUCCCUCCUUGCCCCAGCAGUGGCACCCCAGAUGUACCAACUGGACCGACCUCCCCCUCCCACCGAGUACCAGUGGCACUGGGAAGCUGGGCAUGACCCUUGGCAGAGGAGAGGGAAUGAAACAGCAUCUCUGGGAUGUGGACCAAGGGAUCGGCUCAGCCCGAGGGGACUUUCAUCCCCUCUGCUUGUACAUCCAAAUCCAGCAGCAGGUGGAUGUGUGCUCAUCCCCACAGUGCUCCCGCCUGUGCCUCACAGGGCUGGAGCCAGCAGUGACUCAGCAGGUGCCUGCCAGGCUGCCAUGAGCUGUGCUGGAGCAGGAGCUGGACUCUGGGAUGCUCCAAGGACCCCUCACAUCCAGAGGGGGAUGGAGCACCCAAGCAGCAGCCCAAGGUUUUGGGGUGCACUGAGCCAUGCAGGGGGCUCCUGUGCUGGCAGCCACAUCCCACUGGGUUCCUGCAGAGCCAGGCUGUAGGGACUGAGGCCACCCGCUCAAGGAUACUGUGAUGGUAAGUGCUGCCCAUAGGCAGGUCUCCUCCCCUCCCCAUGGGCACAAAUGCCUCCUGCAAGCACAGCCCUGCUGGGCAGCAAAGGGUUAAGCACCACACCGGCUACCAUGGGAGCCUUCCUCCGUGCCAAAGUUUAAAUUUAGUCCCUGCAUGAACCCAGAGGACUUGGGCAUCGGGUUGCUCUGGGUCUGGCAGUGCCGGCAAGCACCUGCUGCUGCUGCUGUGCAGUGAAAAUCCCCCUCCAAAGCUAGGACUGGGCUCCAGCGGCGACAGCAGCGGGGCCGGCACGCUGCAGGGACCCUCGUGCCAUGCCAGGCAGCCAGCAGCCUGCUCUGAGUGUCCCCAAACAGGCCAGUCCUACCUGUGCAUCGUUCGGCUCCAGUGAGUCCCAGAGGUGCUCAGUGCCUGCUUUGACAUGAAGCCUUGAGUUGGCUCCUGGCUGCUUGUGACUAAUUAUGGGGGAGCUGCUGCUUGGGGCAGGGUGGGGUUUGCGGGAAGCCCCCAGGAUGAGACCACUGCAGUGGGGCAGGCAGAGGCACUGGGAAAAGAGCCGUGAUGGGGAUGUAGCAGCAGCCUGGGGCUGCGGUUGUGCCCUGCAGGGGAUGGGACAAGCCUGCAGUAGUCUGCGGGUCCCCCAGCUAGUGCUGCAUUGGGGGGCACCCAUGCGGGUACCCCUAUGGGGUGCGGGGUGCUGACACCUCACCUGUGGGUUUGGGGAUCAGCGGCGCGGGUGUGGGGCAGGGGAUGGUGCUGGCAGCCCCCCGGCAGCCCCCUAAGGCCGGGGGUGGCGGUGGCAUCCCGGCAAUGCGCUUGGCAUCGCCGGCCCGGGCUGGCGCUCGCAGAUGUCCAUGUGAUCAAGGGGCUGCUCAGCGCUGCGCCGGGUCCAGCCGCCGUGAGGGCGAGGCAGCCAGAAGGUCGAGCCGGCGUCCCCGGCAGAGCGUCCCCAGCACCCGGGAGGGCCUCCCCCGGCACCCGCUGGCGCCCCUCGGGGUCACCCCUGCCAUGAUGCCCCGCGGGAAGAGGGACCCGGGGCUGCUGUCCCACGCCGAGCUGCCCGGCACCGAUGGCGAGGGCGGCCGCAGCAGCGGGGACGGCCGGCGCUCCGUGUCGGAGGAGGAGGAGGAGGGCCCCCUCCCCGGCCUCCCCCGCGACGACCUCGCCAAGAGCAUGUCGGGCUCCUCCGUGUCGUCCUACCACUCUGCCCUGUGCUCCGACGGGACGGAGACCUUCAAGGACUGCCUGGAGUUCCUGGACGAGGAGGGGGGGACCCCCCCCAGGGCUGCCCCCAGCGUCCCCCCGCCGCCCGGCCCCCUCGCACGCCCGCGGCAGGCUCAGCUGUCCAUCGCGGCUAAGAAUAGCCCAGCGCCGGGGCAGGGCGGCAGGAUGGGUCCCCUCGGUGGGGACCGGCAGGCUGUCACCACCACCACCACCACCGGCAGCGGGGAGCUGGCUCUGCCCAGGGGGAUGCUCGGCGAGGGGCCCAGCGAUUCGGAUGAGGUGGACGGCGAGGUGCGGGCACUCACGGCCAGGGCUUUCCGGAGCAUCUCUGGUCCCCCCGGCUCCCGGCUCGACAUGUGCAGCUCCCACACCUCCUCCAGCCUCUCCAACUCACUGUCGGAGGACGGCGGGCGGCCGCGGAGGUGGCCGAUGGCUGGCGGCGAGCCCCGGGGCACCGCGGCACCUCUCCACGGCAGGGUGUGCUGGCCCUUCCCCGCCGGCAUGGACGGGGAGCUGCUGGGCUUGCUGGGAAAGGAACAGUUUGAGUGCGUGGAUGUGGAGCUGGAGAGCGGUGAGGCCAGGAAGGGCCAUGGCAAGAAGAGGACUGUCCCGAAGCGGCAGAUCCUGCUGAAGAGGAAGGAGAGGAAGGAAACAGGUUUUGUCCCCCGGGGGGAUGCCCCGGCCCCGCAGCCCGUGCCCCCUGCCAGGAAGGAGCCCCCCAGCAAGGGCAGAGCCAUCGGUGAGGACUUUAGGCUCAACUACAAGCAGUUCAUGAAGACAGCUUCCCUGGAUGCCGACACCAGCAAGACCAGGGCGGCCUCUUGCCUGGUGAAGAACGUCCUCGCCAAGAAAAUGCAGUACGAGCAGAGGAUCAAGAUGGAGCAGAAGGGGCUGCGGGGCAGCUCGACCUCUUCGGGGCCAUCCUCCGCCGGCACCGACCUGCUGGGUGAUGGUCUGGAAGGCAAGUCCAGCUCCUUAUCCCGCUCCGACUGCAGCUUCUCAGCGGAGGACUUGCGGGGUGGCGGGAUGCCGGUGGCGCCGGUGGCCAUGGGGACCGCCGCCACCACCCACCCCACCAAGGGGGUGGUGCUGAGCAAGGCGACCAGGGAGAACGUCUGCAAGCUGAAGAAGACCUUCAAUGAGCUCAACGAGAGGCUCAAGUACCAGGAGGUGAUGGAGGGCCGCUGGCUGCCCGGCGCCACCGAGGAGCCGCCGCCGGAGAGGAUCCGCUACCGGCAAGCACGUGCCUUGUUCGAAGCGCAGCCUGGAGUGGGGAAGGUGCUGGAUGUCGCCCCGAGGUUUGGGAGAGCUCCGAAGCCCUGGCCCAGCUUGAGGCAGCGAGCCAUCUGCCCCGGCCACCCCCAGACCCUGCCCGCCGAGCCCGACACCUUCCCUGCUGUGCCGCCGCGCCGCACCUUCACCUCCCGGGCACAGGACGUGAGGCUGGUGCCGCAGAACCGACACGAGGAGAAGCCCCCGGCGGCGCCGCGCCAGCCCCCCAGUCCCCCGGCACGGCGGUCCCCGCCGCCCGUCCCCCCCAAGCCGGAGGAGAAGGGGAAGGGGCGCAUCCCGCAACCCCGCGACGUGCGCAAGCUGGUGAAGAGCAGCUACAACCUCUGCUUCGGGACCGCCGGCGCAUCCCGCGGCACCACGGCCCCGCCGAGCAGCGCGGAGCCGGCCCCGGCCGCCCCGCUGGUGAUCCACUGCAGCUCGGUGCGCCGCCGGGAGCCAGCGCCGCAGCCGGGACACGAGGAGGUGCCGGCAGAGCCGGCCCCGCUGUGUGCCCGGGGCAGCCGCUCCUCACCCCCGCGCCGCUCCCCCGUGCACAUCACCAGGGUCCAGGCCACACGACGGGGCUCGGCUGCGGCGGAGGGGCCACCGGCGUCCCCCCCGCGCCGGGAGCGCAGCGAGAUCCGGGUCCCGCCGCGGGCAGCGACGGCCGAGGGGGUGCCCCACAUGGAGACCCACCUCCACGUGCUGCUGGGCCCGCGGUCCGGGGAAGGGUUCCCGGCUCAGAGCAGCGCGGUGCUGCGGACAGAGAAAACCGUCCUGCUCCCGCCGCCGCCACCGAGCCCCACGGAAGGACACGGCCACGGUGGCCCCGGAGGGCUCCCCGCCAGCGGUGACCCCCAUCCCGGGUCGGUGGCUGGCAGCACCGCGGCCCCGCAGCCGGGGAAGCCGGCAGCAAGAAGCGCGCCAGAGCCGCCUGCAAGAGAGCAGGGGCAGCCCCGGGCCCCGGCCCGGCUGGUGUCGGUGGGGAGCGGCGGCUCCGAGGGUGGCUCCGGCCCCGUCGCCCCGUUCCGAGGUGGGGAGGGCGGUGAGGCUGCCUCUACCCGGCUGCCGGAGCGGAGGGAGCCCUGGGAGCGUUCACCGACGUGGCCGGCAGCCACCGAGCCGGCCCCUCCCGCUGCCCCGGCGGAGAACUCCAGCUACUUGGCAAUUCCGGAGAAAGCCCCCAAACCCGCUCCGGUGCCAACGCUGCCCUCGGUCCCCAGCGCGGCCAGCGGGUCCUUUGGGACCCCUGCACUCCCCAGCCCGGCCACUGCACCCUUUGGGACCCCUGCAGCCCCCAACCCAAUCACUGCACCCAUUGGGACCCCUGCAGUCCCCAACCCAAUCACUGCACCCAUUGGGACCCCUGCAGUCCCCAACCCAAUCACUGCACCCUUUGGGACCCCUGCAGCCUCCAACCCAAUCACUGCACCCUUUGGGACCCCUGCAGCCCCCAACCCAAUCACUGCACCCAUUGGGACCCCUGCAGUCCCCAACCCAAUCACUGCACCCUUUGGGACCCCUGCAGCCUCCAACCCAAUCACUGCACCCUUUGGGACCCCUGCAGUCCCCAACCCAAUCACUGCACCCUUUGGGACCCCUGCAGCCUCCAACCCAAUCACUGCACCCUUUGGGACCCCUGCAGUCCCCAACCCAAUCACUGCACCCUUUGGGACCCCUGCAGUCCCCAACCCAAGCAGUGCACCCCUUGUGACCCCUGCAGUCCCCAACCCAGCCAGUGCACCCUUUGGGGCCCCCUUGGUCCCCAACCUUGCCAGUGCACCCUUUGGGACCCCCUUUGUCCCCAAGCCAGCCAGCGCGUCUUUUGGGACUGCCACAGUCCCCAGCAUGACCAACUCACCCUUUGGCUGCCCAUCAGCCUCCAGGCUGGCCAGCGUAUCGUAUGGGACUUCCUUGGUCUCCAACCCUACCAACAAGUCUUUUGGGACCCCCUUGAUCCCCUACCCAGCCAGUGCAUCCUUUGGGACCCCUUUAAUCCCCAGCCUGUGCAGUGCAUCAUUUGGGACCUCUUUGGUCCCUAAUCCAUCAAGUGUAUCCUUCGGGACCCCCUUGGUCCCUAACUCAGCCAGUGCAUCUUUUGGGACCUCCUUGGUCCCUAACUCAGCUAAUGCAUUCUUUGGCACCCCAUUGGUCCCCAGCCGAUCCAGCACAUCCUUUGGGACCCCCCUGGUCCCUAACUCAGCCAGUGCUUCUUUUGAGAGCCCCUUGGUCUCCAAUCAAUCCAGCACAUCCUUUGGGUCCCCCUUGGGCACCAGCCCAGUCCCCACUUCCUUUGGACACCCACCAGUCUCCAGCAUAGCCAGCUCAUUCUUUGGAUCCCCGCUGGUCCCCAGCCCGGCCAGUGCUCCACUGGGGGCCGGUGUGUCGCCCCUGCCCGGUGGGGAAGUGCCCUGGAGCAAACCCAGCGCCGAGCCCCACCUGCCCCGGCCCCCCGAAAGCCUUGGGGCUGCAGAGCACCCGGUGCCCUCAGCCCAGCCUCAGCCUCGCCUCGAGGAUGCUCCCCACUUCCUAAGGAGGACUGAUGGUGCCUCUCCGAGCAGUAAGAACACACCAAGCUCCACCAAGCCCUUUGCUCCCCACCUGCCCACACACCGGAGGAUGCUCGUGGAUCCCGACAGUGGGAAAUGCUACUACAUGGAGCCCCCACGGCAGCCCCAGCUGAAAACACUGUACGACCCCGAGACCGGGCAGUACCUGGAGGUGCUCGUCCCACCAGUGGCAUCGCACGCCGGGCUCUACCAAGCUCCUUACAACCCCCUGGUCAUGCCACCGGGGGUCUAUGGCCCACCUUAUGUGCCCUACAGUGGCUUCCAGGGGCUCCCGGUACCCCCGGCACCCUCUGCCCCGUCUCCAGUGCACCCUGAGCCACCGGCUGCUGACAACCCCAGCUUCUCUGGGACCUUCAGCUCUGCUCCCAAGGGCGAGGGGCCGCCCGCUGUGGGGGGUCCCGACUGCGGGUACCUGGAGAGCCUGUACUAUAUCCCCACAGGGAUGCGGGCCAGCCCUGGCCCUGGCCAGCCCCCUGCCCGCACCAGCCCUGCAAGGCCCGAGCAGGGACAACUGCUCCGGAUGUGAUGGUCCUCGAUGGAUGUGAAUGGCCGGGCUUUAACCCCAACGUAAGCAUCACCCCCAGCGUGGGAGAGCCCCGCUGUCCACGACUGAGCUGCUGAGGAGCUGAGCAGGAGUUUGCACUGGCUGGACCUCAAUGGACUGCAUGGGAAUGGGGAGGAAAAGCAUUUCCCAAUGCGAGCAUGUGGCAGCCCCGGGGGGGGGGGGGGAGCAAAGGGACCAGAUGCACGGCCCCCGCUUUCCCAGUGUUGCUGGUCCUGUCCCAAGGAAGACCUGGGCUGUUUGAAUGGCCACGGCUGCAGCACGGACACCCCGGCACAGCAGUGAAGAUGCUGAGACACCAUUAAAUGUUCCAUCUUCA
Messenger RNA from Pezoporus occidentalis (night parrot), 7698 nucleotides. It is a transcript of the gene PROB1, whose product is annotated as proline rich basic protein 1. The record is from RefSeq and is a predicted model, not a curated record. Lineage: Eukaryota; Metazoa; Chordata; Aves; Psittaciformes; Psittacidae. The transcript has a single exon. Gene Ontology annotation, cellular component: nucleoplasm. The coding region runs from base 2502 to 7343 and encodes 1613 amino acids.